This is a messenger RNA of Grosmannia clavigera kw1407, 786 nucleotides long. RefSeq names its product glutaredoxin domain containing protein. Bases 1 to 786 code for a protein of 261 amino acids. Gene Ontology annotation, molecular function: glutathione disulfide oxidoreductase activity. Gene Ontology annotation, biological process: cellular response to oxidative stress. The record is from RefSeq and is a predicted model, not a curated record. Lineage: Eukaryota; Fungi; Ascomycota; Sordariomycetes; Ophiostomatales; Ophiostomataceae. The transcript is spliced from 2 exons. Gene Ontology annotation, cellular component: cis-Golgi network; fungal-type vacuole; Golgi lumen.
AUGGCAAGGCGAAUUAAGCUUUUAUUCCUUGGCGUGAUGGCCUUUACCAUCUCCAUCCUGCUUUACUCGUCCCGUCUGCGCCAGUCACACACCCCCGACCAGCGGACGAUACAGGACUUCUACCACAAGACGAAGUCGGCGCUGGAUAAGCUGUCCCCGUUAGACACACUUGGCACAAGCGUCAAUGGCGAGAAGGGCGCUCCUGUCGUCGUUGACAUGGACGCCGAUGGUGAUAUUGACGAGGACGAUGUGCGCUUGGCCCGCGAGAUGGCCGACCGGCUUCGAGCGGCCGAGCAGCAGGCCAAGGACCUGGCCAACGCCAAGUCACCGAACAAGCCGGACCUGCCCAGCAACUUGGUAGGCGUGGGCAGCUCAGCCAGCGGACAGAAGCAGGAGGUUGCCGAGAGCUCCGAGGGCACCGAGUCAGAGACGGAACAUGCGGCAGAGGAGGAGCUUGACAUCAUUAUCAAGAAGGCGCCGGUUAUCAUUUUCUCCAAGACUUACUGCCCGUAUUCGAAACGCGCCAAGGGCCUGCUGCUCGACAAGUACUCCAUCGAUCCGGCGCCAUUUGUCGUCGAGCUCGACAUUCACCCUCUGGGUGCGGCACUGCAAGCACGGCUAGGCAAACUGACUGGCCGGCGCACCGUUCCCAACAUCCUUGUCGGUGGCAAGAGCAUCGGCGGUGGCGACGACAUUGCCGAGCUAGACCGUAAGAAGGCGCUAGUGGACAGGGUCAAGUCAUUGGCUGGCAACGGUCUAGAGAUGAAAGAACGGCUGUCGGCCUGA